This is a messenger RNA of Bombina bombina (fire-bellied toad), 3864 nucleotides long. It is a transcript of the gene EMILIN2, whose product is annotated as elastin microfibril interfacer 2. The transcript is spliced from 9 exons. The record is from RefSeq and is a predicted model, not a curated record. Gene Ontology annotation, molecular function: protein binding. Bases 207 to 3413 code for a protein of 1068 amino acids. NCBI's taxonomy places the organism in Eukaryota, Metazoa, Chordata, Amphibia, Anura, Bombinatoridae.
ACGUUCUAGGACUUGGGAGAGAAAGGGAUCAUCAGGCAGAGGGAAGUUUGACUUUUACUGGAUGUGAAGGAUGUGGCUGGGAUUAAUAUAGAUUUAUAUUGCUGUCUCCAUAAGGAUUUCCGCAUCUCUGUCCAGCUAGUGGUGGAAGCAACAUUCUGAGUGAAUAGUAAAGACAGAAAACUGUGGACCGUUGUGUUUCAUAUAAAAUGAUCCCAUUCUUCGCUCUGCAGAGUGAAAGGGCUGCUGCUCGGUCCUUCCUCUGGGUCUGUGUGAUCUUCAGUGGGAGUCUUCUCAUUGAUGCUACCCCACACCUCACGUAUCACCGGCCUGGCCAGAAGGGCAAGAACUGGUGUGCCUACAUAGUGAACAAGAAUGUGAGCUGUACAGUAAUGGAUGGAACUGAAAGUUUUAUUCAGCCUCAAUACAGAUGUGCCUGGAACCAGAUGCACUGUCAGCCAACAAUGGUUUACAAAGCUAGUUUUAGACCGAGGUAUACAACGUCAUAUAAAGUCGUCACUGAGAUGGAAUGGAGAUGCUGUCCUGGUUACAAAGGUGUAGAUUGCAAAGAAGGCCCCAAUGAAAAAGUGAAGCAAAUUUCGUUCCAGACUCCCCCUCCCAAUGAUGUACAGAAAGAGCUAGAUAGAUCUGGACUACAGCAAAAAACAGAGGAUCCAAAAAAAGAAUUACAAGAACUGAAAGAAGCCCAAGGAGGAAAAAUUCAGUAUCUCGAAAAUGAAAUACUUCAACUUACCAAGACAGUGAUUGAUUUACAAUCGUCUUUAGCAGGGGUAAAUGAUAAUUUAAAGAUCACUAUUCAAGAAGAUGUAAGUAAGAUCCUAGAACAGAUGUUAAACAACCUACCACGCACGGAUAGUGCUCGUGGUGGUAACACUGAUAUUUUGUAUUUACCUGGGAUUUCUGGUAGUGCUGAAAGAGAUGAUGGCGUGAAAGAUAUUAUUUCGGAAUUAGCAGAUCUUAAAGAAGCUUUGAAAAACAAAAGUGAUCAGAUACAGGAACUAAAUGAAAAAAUAAAUUCGUAUGAAGAACGAUUACAGGAAUUCGAAGAGACAUCACGUCAACCUGCAGUGACUGCGUCUAGUGUAAAUGUACAUCAGACAUACGUAGAUGAGAAAUUUGAAGCAUUUAGAGAUGAAAUGCUUGAUGGCAUUGACAGGAAAAUGGCAGACCUGAAAAACUCUUGCGACUAUAAAUUGCUCAACGUUCAACAACAAUGUGAAGAGAAUGAUAAUACUUGCUCGGGAGUUGCAGAGCUUCUUAAAGAGAAAGAAGAGAAUUUAAUGAAAGAAAUAAAUCAACUACGAGCAGAAAUAAAACAGUCAGGAAGUUCAGGUUGCAAAAAAGAAGACUUUGAUUCUAAAAUAAACAAUUUGGAUCUAAAAAUUGAAAGGAUUGGCGAUGCUAACAAAGCUUUAAAUGCCAGGUUUGAUAAUGAAAUAAAUCAUAUUAUUGGUUAUGGACCAGACAAUACCUUUGAAGAAAGGCUAAAUGAGUUAGAUUUUAAAAUUAAUGUAACGGAAAAAAAUGCAGAAGAACAUUGCUUUUAUAUUGAAGAAACACUGAGAAAUUUGAUUACCUCUAAUUCAGAUGGCGUUAAAAAUCUACUUGGAACAAAACUGCAGUCACUAGAAGAUAGACUUGAAAGAGCAGUUUUGGAUAUUUCUAAUAUCUCUUCUGAUGGAACAUAUUUUAGCAUAGGGCCAGCUGUUCAUAAUGAUCCAGAUACCUUUAAUGAAAAUCUUAUAAAUGAAAUAAAUGGGCUUAAGCACACAGUUCAAAUAAUUGAAGAUGAUUUGCAGUCAAUGGCACACGAUAAGGAAGAAAAUCAGAGAAACAAUGAAAUAUACAGAAAUAAAUACCAAGUUUUGUUUGAUAAAUUAAAUGACAAUUAUCUACUAUUAAAGUCUUUAAAUAAUAGUAUGAAUCAAAACUUUGGCUUAAUUCAAAAGAACAAGUUUGAUAUCACCACAGUACAAGGAGAUCUAGGAAUGCUUCAAUUCAAAUUACGGAAUACGGAUACCGAUGUGAAGUCAUUAAACAAUGAGAUGAAACUUCUUAAAGAUCAGUUAUUGCACGUGAAUUCUUCUGUCACAAAUGCACAAAAAGGACUUUAUUCAAGGAUCAAUGAAGUCCAUACUUUAUUUAACAAUACCUCAUACUCUUCAAAUGAAAACUGUUGUAAUAGUCUUCAGGGCAAAUUUGAGCUACUAAGUAGUCAAGUCAGUGAAAAAGGAAAAUGUUCUGAAAAUACUCAGGGAAUCCGAAAGGAGAUUUCAAAUGUUGAUGCUAGAGUUUCAAAACUGGAGAAUGUUUGUGGGAAACUGGACACUGUCUCUGGCAGUUUGCAGAGGAUAAAAGAAGGGCUUAACAAGCAUGUUACCAGUUUGUGGAACUGUAUACAUACCAUAAAUGGGACAGUCAGGACACAUUCCAGAGACAUUUUUAGCCUCAGGAAUUCAGUUGAGGUGUUUAAUAAUCAAAUCACAGAAAUUACUUCGGGCCUGCACGGUCUUCUAAACGCUCAGCCUGGAGCAGGAAAGGAAACAGAUCAGACCUACCAAACAAGAAUUAUACCUCAGCCUCCACCAAGAAUACCAGAAAAGCCUUCACAGGUACCACAACAACCAAUUUAUCCACAACCACCUCAAGACCCAACUUAUGUUAAGCCACAACCAGAACCACCACAACCACAGCCACCUUAUGUUAAUGUGAAAAUUCUCCCGGGCACCAAUGGUUUCAUAAUUGAGUCUGGUCAGGCUGGUCCCCCAGGAAAGAUUCUUAAAUCUGAAUCAGGACGUCCUCAAGGUGUUGAUGGACAACAAGAUAUGCCUAUGUCAACUGGAGUUGCUGGAGCUCCUGGAUACCCCAAACCAACUGCAGAAUCAAAAGAGCAUCCAAAAAUUACAAUCUUUUCAGAAUCACUAGGAGCCACUGCUACAACAUCUUUAGUGUCAUUUUCUGCUGGACUGACUCAACUGCCAGAUCAUUUUGAUGUUGGAAUUAUCCAUUUUAACAAGGUUUUGGUUAACGAUGGGGACCACUAUAAUCCAUUAACAGGUGUCUUCACAGCUCCUAUAGAGGGACGUUACCUGAUCACUGCAGUCCUUACACCAGAGCAGGAACAUCAUAUAGAAGCGGUUUUAUCGGUGUCUAAUGUCAGUGUUGCUCAGAUGGACACAUCUGGCUAUAGAAGAGAAUUGUUGGAAUACCACAAGCCAAACUCAAAGAGACUCACUUGUGGUGGAGUUGGGACAUUCAACCUCAUUUUGCAUCUGAAAGAAGGAGAUGAAGUCAGCAUUGUACUAACAGCUGGUUCCAUUGCCUACUCAGGAGAAGAUGAAAUGCACUCCACAUUUACUGGGGUCUUUUUAUACCCUUAUUCCUAUUACAGAUAACCGACUCCUAACCAACAGGACAUUAGAAAAAGACAUUAAACAUAAUUCACUUUUGAAGCUUUAAUAUAUACUAUUGACAAAUCUGUACUUUGUGUGAGUGAAUGUUUUAUAUGUAUUAUGCUCCGUAAAGUUCUCUUUAUACAAACCAACCUUUCGCUCUAUUUUAACAAUCAUUAUUUUUUUCUAUUUUGUAAAAAAAAAAAAAAAGUGCACAGUGUUUUUAAAUGCAUUAAGAAAAAUAUUUUUUUACCACUUAAUAUUUUAAUCUUUUUAUUUGCAAGAGUUGACAAUUUAAUGUUUAUUAAUGUAUUUUUUUAAAUGGAUUUUUGCCUAUUAAAUGAGGGUAUCCUAUUGGUGCAGAUAAAUUGCUACAUACAUUUUGCAGCCAUGUAUUAUAAAGUGCUAAGUGCUGGUGUUUGAAGGUUACAUGUAAUAAACGUAUUUGAAUGCA